CCAGCGCUGGGACAGACGGACAGACACUUUGCCAGCCGCCGAGUCUACGGACGGAUCACGCUCAGCGAGCAAUCCGAUAUUUACAGUCUCUCGUCGUGAGCGAGUGAUUGGGCCCUAAAAGCGAAGUGCUCGUGACAGAAACCAUAUGCAAUAAGCAGACAAGGAAAUCGGUAUCAGGAAUACAUGAAGGCAACGAAACCAACAAGAAAGUCAAGUUUGAAGUAAAGCUACUUAAAGAAUCUAGUUAUCGGCAAGGUCAUCGAUCAUGUAUUUUACCAACUGUACAGCCGUACCUGUACGGGUGUUAAUCCACAUGGAGUAUUGUCAUUAAGCAGCCAUCAGUGUGUGCAACAUCGAAAAAUAAAAUACGUGACUGAAAGGGGAGUAGAAGGUUCUGAAGUGUUUAAAAAGCCACAAGGACAAGAACAAGACGCGCGAACCGAUCGGGAUUUAUUGAAUACCGGUCCGAUCGUGAUCCCGUGUUAAAUAAAGAAAAAUAAUAAAAAGAUAUCAAGACUAAAUAAGGAGAGCCGCGGUAGGACUGAAUUUUGUCAAAGGACGCGUGACAGGAUUAAAAAAAAAGCACACGAGGAUAAAAAUCAGCCGGAUUAAAAAUCGGUUAAAAAUCUGUUUAACCUAGUCCGAUAGGAAGGGACGGUUUAUUGAAAAGUGUGUUCAAGAGUAAAAAGAUCGAGCAAGGGAAGUGGAAAGACCAUUGUUAACAUGAGGAGAGCGGUACUCACCGCUUGCAUUUUGGGCUUCGCCCUGGCAGGAAGUCCCAGGUUACCCAGAACUUCCGCCGAUCAGCGCAGCAUCCGAAAUGCCAAUAUCAAUAAUAAUAUUACUGGAAAUAUUUUACCACCAGCGUCCCGCAGUUCUCUACGAAACAGGGAGCAAUACCUCUUCAAUGUCUUUGAGGUGAUAGUGUCGACCUUGGAAUCGAAACUGCAGCGCAUUGAAAAUUUGGACAAAGCAGUGGAACAUCUGAUGAGACGCGUGGAGGCUUUGGAUUCACGUGUCAAUGAUAACAUUGAUAAGACAGACGCCGUGAUAACGAAAUUGAGAACGCUUGAUCUGAAAUUGUUCCACGUGCAGCCGACGUUGCCACCGGAAGCUGCACUGGAGUCCAGAACGGCCGAAAGUCGCAGCAGCAACGAGGAUGUUCCAAUAAUCCGACUGAUUCAUCACGACGACCCUUCGCCCGAAUCUCUCGGAGAGAAGCUGAUAUCCCUGGACCAAAAAGUCUCGGACAUUGAUAACAAGUUGGUCGUUUUGAAAAAUCAAUUGGAUAACAAUUUCUUACCCAGUGACGACAUCAAUGUCGAGGCCAGUGAAAAAAAACCAAUCAGUAUGAACGUCAUCGAGAUCACCAAAGCUUUGAACAACGAGGUCAUGAAUCACGUGUCAGUGGAAAUUGAGAAUCUACGUCAGGCAACUGGAAAUAUGGACCGGAAGCUGCAAUUCCAUAUGAAUCUUGUCUCGGAUAAUUUGGGCGCUGUUUAUACCAUGAUAAGGGACGUCCAUGACGCAGUCGUCGAUAAGGAAGCUUCGGUCAACGUCACCACCACUCAGGCGCCACCUAGACAGAGCAAAAUUGAUCGUCUUGUUGAACAGAUGCAUCCCAUGUUAACUGUAUCGGAAAAAAUGGAUGAAGUCUGGGACGUUGUGGUUGGCACCAAGAGUUCCGUUGACGAUCUUUUACCAAAAUCUGACGAGCUACUGACGCAAACGCAGCGUCAGGAACGAGCGAUAAGCGAAAUUCACGCUGACCUGAGAACAAAGACGAAUAAGAUAAUCGAAAAUCUAGAAGGAGUCGAAAGCAGGUUGAGAAAACAGGAAGACGAUGUCGCCACUCUCGCUCAACGUCCGGUACCUGCUGAACUUCUUCUAGAUCCGACGAUCGAUCGACUCGUAGAAUACGAUCCGACUAGAUACAUCGCAGUCACCGACGACUUUGUGACCGACACAUCAAUUCCCACUGUUAUCACAACCACCGUACCGCCUGCCACAACAGUUCAGUCAACCUCAACAAUGCCGCCGCCUUCCAACAAUCUACCAGUGACGUCACCAAUGACUCCAGCAACUUCUAGUCAGCGUUCAGCCACAAGGAAUCGCGGUGUCAUCUUCCCAAGUGUUAAGAAUAAGCCAAGCCCUGCCAAUUCCACCUUCACUACCGAUCUGUUGGUCAACUUGAAGGAUAUCAAGGGCUACUCGUGCGUGGAUCUUCUGAAUGCUGGCAUGCGUGACAGCGGCGUCUACUAUCUUCAAAUUCGUGGCACGACCUACUGGUUUCUCAAGGUUUACUGCGAGCAGGAAAUUGCCGACGGAGGCUGGACGGUAAUUCAAAGGAGAGACGAUUUUGGGGAACCACGUGAGAAUUUCAAUAGGGACUGGGCCGAUUACAAAAAUGGAUUUGGCGAUCCCGCUAGGGAAUUUUGGCUUGGUAACGAAAAUAUUUACAUGCUUACCAACAACGAGGAUUACAUGCUGAGAGUCGAAUUGGAAGAUUUCGAGGGGAACAAGAGAUACGCGCAAUACUCGCAUUUCAAAAUUUACUCCGAGACUGAAUACUACAAGUUGGAAAUUGAUGGAUACGAGGGAAAUGCUGGAGAUUCUCUUAACGAUCCUUGGUACGGAUCUAAUAACAGUCCAUUCUCGACUUACAAUCGUGACAACGACAGAUCAUCCCUUAACUGCGCGUCGAUGCUCAAGGGUGGUUGGUGGUGGAAGUCAUGUGGACGUGGCCUUAAUGGACUCUAUUUGAACGAUCCUCAGGAUCUUACUGCCAGACAAGGCAUCGUCUGGUUCCGCUGGCGUGGUUGGGAUUACACCCUGAAGAAGGCGAUCAUGAUGAUAAAACCAAAAGGACCCAUGCCGAUUGCAUAAACAACCCCGUGAUUAAAUUCCUCGAGCGACUUUAUGCCCUUAUUAAGGAUAAGCUUUUUUUUAUUCGGUUAACGCGUUAAUCUCGAGGCUGUUGCUCCCGACCUGUUCAGUCGAUCGCAGUACCAAUAAUUGAGAAAAUAACCGAAAUCAAGUACACGUAUGAGUAUGGUAACACUUAACCACGCCGUAAAUAAUGGGCCUGAACCAAAUAGGUCUUUUGAAAGCAGCCUUAGGAACCAAAAAAAAAAGAAAAAAUCCGUAAUAAUUAUUAGGUAAUCGUAGCUCACACGCAUAAAUGCCAGUGUACGUCGAUUAAGUGUGCAAAAGAAUAAUCGGUAAUUUAAUGACGAUGAUAAAGAAAAGAGAAAAUCACCAAAAAAAAAGUUACUUCCCAAUGUGAUUUGACAGUUUCAAUUUAUGACAGGAUCAAUAAUUGAAAUUUAUUAUUUUAUCGUGAUAAAGUGCCGCAGCAUUCUAUUACGUAUGUAUUUAUAUUUAUCCACCUUGUUCGACGAGAUAUUUCUCCCUUUUCGAUUUAAUCGCGUGCAUCGCAUUGUCAGUCGGAUAUCGAUGUGCAAUAAGAAAGUUGGCACGAAUUUUUUGGGAAAAUUAAAUUCUUCCAAAAAGAAGAAACAAACAAAUUUUGAAUCUACCUGAACCGAAUCAACGUGCGGUAUGCGAUAUAAAUGUCCGAAAUCUAUUUAAAACUUUUUAAUUAAAUUAUAAAAAAAUGGGAUUACUUCUAUAACGUUUAGAUGAAGGAAGCGUAAGAUGUAGGUAACGGAAGGAAUUUAAGACUGUAUAUCUGUUGUUGCGAUUUUGUUAGAAAUUAUUUGCGAAUGUCAUUUUCGCUCUUCUAACGUCGCACUAGGCUUGACCUGACCGAGCAUAAAAAUUUGUCAUAAAAAAAUUGACACUGCCCCAUUUUGUCUAUUCGAAAAUUACACACGUUGUCUCCAUAUUUAAUUGAAGCGGUACCAUUGCCUUUGUAAGUCAAAAAUAAAUAUUUUGUUGUGCCUCAAAAAAAAAUUUUCCCUGGUACACUUUACUUUAUAGAGCACUAUAACAAUAAUGCUAAUUAUUAGCUCGGUCAGUGAACGGUUAAUUAAUAAUGGACUAAGAGUAGUAGAUUAAUUGAUAAAUUGUAGUAUCUAGUGAAUCGAGGCUAUCGGGACUAUGAUGCAAUGUCCGAGUAACUCACAAAACAGAUAAACGAGGAAUGCCCAAAACGAGCAGUGCGCAUGCGCAAUUCACUAAAUAACAUAUAACAAUCGUUUAAGCGUUCCUUCGAUGAUUGCACGCAAAUAUGAAAUAUAUAUUUUUGUAUUAAUUUAAGAGCGCAGUGGGCGUUACGUAUAUAAUUAUGUUUACGUCAAAAUUUAAUUGUCACAUCGAAUUAAAAGAAAACUCACGAAUCACAUUUUUUUGUCAAAAUAAAUAUAUCAAUAGGUUCUCUAUCGUCACAUUGCGCAACUGCGUACACUUCCGAUAUAAAUAUAUUAAUUAUGGCACAUCCCCAUGUAAAAUCUGCAAUUUCUAAUUCGUGUUGAAAUUAAUGUAACAGUGAUUAUUAAUUAUUAUUUUAGAUUAAGCGAAUGUACGUCGAGCGUGAAUCUUCGUUGGUGCGAGGUCCACUGCACAUUUGAAAAUUUUGCAUUUAUUUAAACCACUUUUUGUUUCUUCUUCGACUUAUUUCGGACGAUUAGAAGGAGGAGGGAGAUAUAGGUGAUUUUGGCAUUAACAUAAUAUUAAUAUAUGUUUUUUUUCGAAAAUUCUAAAACUAAGGCGGAAGCACGAAUGAAGAUUCGCCAGUGACGUUUCUAUCUACGACGACUAUCGCCAAUACAAGAAAGGCUCACGAUUUGACCCACAGGAUAUAGAAUAGUGAAUAGAAAUAUUCAUUAUAAAUGGAAUAACUAAUUGUAAAUAAAACGCACGUAAAAGUAUUGUAAUAAGUUGUAAAAAGCCCAUGAAUAAAUAUAUCUUUUGUAAAAUAGU
Cephus cinctus (wheat stem sawfly) is the source of this 4884-nucleotide messenger RNA. Its product is annotated as angiopoietin-2. Bases 724 to 2886 code for a protein of 720 amino acids. NCBI's taxonomy places the organism in Eukaryota, Metazoa, Arthropoda, Insecta, Hymenoptera, Cephidae. The record is from RefSeq and is a predicted model, not a curated record. The transcript is spliced from 11 exons.